Messenger RNA from Nestor notabilis (Kea), 3352 nucleotides. RefSeq names its product euchromatic histone-lysine N-methyltransferase 1 (gene EHMT1). The coding region runs from base 227 to 2941 and encodes 904 amino acids. The record is from RefSeq and is a predicted model, not a curated record. Gene Ontology annotation, molecular function: p53 binding; histone H3K9 methyltransferase activity; zinc ion binding. Gene Ontology annotation, cellular component: nucleus. The transcript has 20 exons. Lineage: Eukaryota; Metazoa; Chordata; Aves; Psittaciformes; Psittacidae.
ACUUGCCUUGCUGCGCCGAGGUGCUCGGCUACUACUGUGAUGAGUGUGGUGUAAGAACCUACAUGGAAGAGAAAGUGAAGCAUUCUUGAAAUGACAGGAAAUACACCCACACGUGUGCUUGUGUUUCCUUUUCGGCGCUGUAAAGACAUCUCAGCACCACUUGAUUGCAAACCCCCAGCCCUUCAGGCCUUUGCACACAACACAAGCUGCGGGAAGGCUCUUCCGCAUGGGCGCGAAGGGCUGCUGGGACGCUGCUGCCAACAUGCCUUACAUGCACGUGGCCUCUCUGGUUAUUCAGAGCUCCGAGUCCAGCGUCAGGAAGAAGCUGCUGAAGAGGAAAGGAAAGACGGAGAGUCCAUGGCUGAAACCCACCCGCAAGAGGAGACGGAGGAAUAAAAAGAAACAAGCCAGUGUGCUAGGUGCCGAAGCAUAUAAACCAUCUUUGGGAGGCAGAGAGGGCCCUGGCCAGGAGAACAGCAUGGAGUACAUGGAGGUGUCCCUCGAUUCCCUGGAUCUCCGGGUGAAGGGAAUCCUCUCCUCGCCGGCUGGAGGUCUUUCCAAUGGUCCUGAAGCAAUGGAAGUAGAUGGGCUCCAGGAAGUCCCCCUCUGUAGCUGUCGAAUGGAAACCCCCAAAAGCAGAGAGAUCACCACGCUAGCCAACAACCAGUGCAUGGCCACGGAGAGCGUGGACAAUGAGCUGGGCCGAUGCACAAACAGUGUGGUUAAGUAUGAACUGAUGCGCCCGUCUAACAAAGUCCAGCUUUUGGUGCUGUGUGAGGACCAUAGAGGGAGGAUGGUGAAACACCAGUGUUGCCCUGGCUGUGGAUACUUUUGCACUGCAGGCACUUUCAUGGAGUGUCAGCCGGAGAGCAGCAUCUCCCACCGUUUCCAUAAGAACUGUGCCUCCCAGGUCAACGACAUGAGCUACUGCCCACACUGCGGGGAAGAGGCCUCCAAGGCAAAGGAGGUGACAAUAGCAAAAGCAGACACAACCUCGACGGUGUCCCUGACCUACGAGCAGCAGAAACCAGCAGCUGUGGAGGGAAGGGCUGACACCACGACAGGGAGUGGCACUGGGACGCGGUUGUCAGAGGAAGACAAGCCAGAAAGUUCAGCUGCUGAAGGGUUUGACAUAGCUGGGUCUUCAGUUUUCCCAAAGCCUACUACCAGCCUGACCCAGGGACCAGUUAAAGAAACUCUGGAAAGUGCCCUGAUUGCCCUGGACUCGGAAAAACCCAAGAAGUUACGGUUCCAUCCAAAGCAGUUGUACUUCUCUGCGAGGCAAGGAGAGCUGCAAAAAGUCCUGCUUAUGUUGGUGGACGGCAUUGACCCUAACUUUAAAAUGGAGCAUCAGAAUAAGAGAACCCCUCUCCAUGCUGCCGCCGAGUCUGGCCAUGUGGACAUCUGCCAUAUGCUGAUUCAGGCUGGUGCUAAUAUUGACUCCUGCUCUGAAGACCAGAGGACCCCACUGAUGGAAGCAGCAGAAAACAACCAUCUGGAAACUGUGAAAUACCUUAUCAAGGCUGGAGCACUUGUAGAUCCUAAGGAUGCAGAGGGCUCCACGUGCCUGCACUUGGCUGCCAAGAAGGGGCACUAUGAUGUUGUUCAGUACCUCCUCUCCAACGGGAAGAUGGAUGUCAACUGCCAGGAUGAUGGAGGCUGGACGCCAAUGAUCUGGGCCACCGAGUACAAGCAUAUUGAGCUGGUGAAGCUGCUGCUUGCAAAGGGGUCAGACAUCAACAUCCGUGACAAUGAGGAAAAUAUCUGUUUGCACUGGGCUGCUUUUUCUGGCUGUGUUGACAUAGCAGAGAUCCUGCUGGCUGCUAAGUGUGAUCUACAUGCAGUGAAUAUUCACGGCGACUCGCCCCUGCAUAUUGCAGCCAGAGAGAAUCGCUACGAGUGUGUAGUUCUCUUUCUUUCUCGUGGCUCGGAUGUCACUUUAAAGAAUAAGGAGGGUGAGACUCCACUGCAGUGCUCCAGCCUUAACUCUCAGGUCUGGGUGGCCCUACAGAUGAACAAGACUCUCAAAGAAUCAUCUACUGAGAAGCCUGUCCAGAUAGAGAAGGUUGUGAGCAGAGACAUCGCCCGGGGUUAUGAGCGGAUCCCCAUUCCCUGUGUCAACUCCGUGGACAGUGAGCCUUGUCCUAGCAACUACAAAUACGUUUCACAGAACUGUGUCACCUCCCCGAUGGACAUUGAUAGAAACAUCACCCAUUUACAGUAUUGUGUAUGUAUAGACGACUGCUCCUCCAGUAACUGCAUGUGUGGCCAACUCAGUAUGCGCUGCUGGUAUGACAAGGAUGGCCGACUCCUGCCGGAAUUCAACAUGGCUGAGCCGCCGCUGAUCUUUGAGUGCAAUCACGCGUGCUCGUGCUGGAGAACCUGUAGGAACCGGGUGGUGCAGAAUGGGCUCAGGACUCGAUUGCAGCUUUAUCGGACACAAAAGAUGGGCUGGGGUGUGCGAACAAUGCAGGACAUUCCUCUGGGAACCUUUGUGUGCGAGUACGUUGGUGAGCUGAUAUCCGAUUCGGAGGCAGACGUCCGUGAAGAGGACUCCUACCUCUUUGACCUUGACAACAAGGAUGGAGAGGUGUACUGCAUCGAUGCCCGUUUCUAUGGCAACAUCAGCCGCUUUAUCAACCACCUCUGUGAGCCAAACCUCAUCCCAGUGCGAGUGUUCAUGUCGCACCAGGACCUUCGCUUUCCCAGGAUCGCCUUCUUCAGCACAAGGCACAUAGAAGCUGGAGAAGAAAUUGGCUUUGACUACGGAGACAGGUUCUGGGACAUCAAAGGCAAAUUCUUCAGCUGUCAGUGCGGUUCACCCAAGUGCAAACACUCGAGCUCAGCGCUGGCCCAGCGGCAGGCUAGCACCUCGUCCCAGGACACACAGGAAAACGGGCUCCCCGACACCAGCUCUGCCACAGCAGCCGGCCCCUUUUGAGGCUCCGCUCCCCAGAGACUGACUCCUUUUAACCCCAUAGAUUCACAUACUGUCUGAAUUUCCAUUUAAAGAGAAAAAAAUGAAAAAACACACAAAAAAAGCCCUCUCCAGGAAAGCCAAGAGUUUGUGACACUUAGGGCUGUGCCACUGACUGUUACUUGAGGAAUAAGUAAAAGCAAAUCCCGCCUCCGUGAUGAUGUUCUCCCCUCCCUGGGCCUGGAAAGCUGCUGGGUUUCACAGUGUGGAGGGGUGGCUGGUGCAGUUUUCUUCUCCAUGCAAACUGUCCUGGCCUCCUUCUCUUAAUGUGCUCUAAGUGUUGUCCAGGGGAGAGCCGCCCGGCCUUGGAAUAUUCACUGAAUGGAUUGCUCAUGCCAAGUCAUCUCCAGUUCACUUGGAAUAAACUUUGAGUAC